CUGUCAGGGUGGGUGCCCGUCCUCUGGGUUACCCAGCGUAGCCUUCUCUGCCUGUGAUCUGCAUCCUCCCGCGUCUGCAACAGCCGCUGCCACGUCUCUGUGGGGUGAGCAGUGGGUUCCUCACAAAGCUGCCUGUCCUUCUCGGUGAACUCAGAGUAAAGAGGGCCGACUGGUUUGACUUUUAACCCAGGAGGGUCUCUCUUUAACUUGCACAACAGGUUUUAUAAAUGUUGUAUUUUAUGUAUUGUGUGUCUGAGUUGGCUGAAAUGGAGACCUGGGCCCCUUCCCCCACUUCCUUUCCUGCGUUUUGGAUUUUCUUCAUUUUUGUGGGUCAUGCUUUGAUUUGGCGAGAGGAAAGGCAGUUCAGUGUGAGUGUGUAAGUUCAGCCAAACCCUGGCAUUUGUGGCCCGUUGAUAAGUACCAGGUAGAACUAACCAGUAUACCUGUGUGGUGAUGAACUUACGCCUGAGGAACUGAGGAACUUGUGGAACGCAGGAGACUGCAGUGUGGACAACAGUAGUUAAGUGUAAUUAGUGACACAUCUGAGUUAAAAGGUGGAGGCACCAAAAGGUACUUCCUGUCUGGUGAAUGACACCAGCCCCAGGUGUCACCAGGCGGCCUGUUUUUUGUUGACUGGAGAGCAGGGUGGGCUUUGGGGUGAGUGUGGCCUGACAGCUACUGGUGCCUAUUCUGGGGCUGGGGGGGCUGCCACCAUGGGCAGGGGACGGGGGGCCAGCAGUGUCAGUGUCCUACAGUGGAAUCGAGUCCUCAGUUUUUGCUUGAUGGAAUUUAAUGAUUCUCCAUUGCCUUUUUCCUUCAGUAGAGCUGUUAUUAUAGAACUGUUAUUAUUAUUAUAUAAAUUAUAUAUUUAUUGUUAUUAUGUUAAGUGUUUUCUUGCCCCAAUUCUAGUAGAAUUUAACCAGUGUUCUAGAAGAAAAUGUCCUACCCCAUUGCGGUUUCCUUAGAAUUGCAGGAGGCUGCUCAAAACUGCUCCUGGGGAGAGCUUUGUCUGUUGUUUGGAUCAGGCAGAGUGUUUGGGAGUUAUUGUCUGAACCCUGCCAAGGAGGGCAGAGGGGAUUAUGAAGAGAGAACAUCAGCACUCUUGAUCUGACAUCACCUCGUGGGUGUGAAAGCACCCUCAUUUCCAACACCACAGUGAUUAAGAUUGGAGGACGUUGUUCAGUCCAGCCACAUCUCUGAAUUUUUAAAAAAACAAAUUCUGAUAUACAGGUGACAUCCUCACUGACAUCCAGAAACAGAGCAAAGCCUGUUAUCAGUACCAUUGCUAUGUAGCACUGGCUGUGGACAAUCAGAUGGUGUAGAAGAAUAAAGCCUGAACCCCUGGAAGCAGGGACCUCACCACAAUUCUUCUGUGUGCCUAAUCCGCAGGUAGCUCUUGGAAGACUAAGCUGACACAAUGGACUGGGGCACCCUGCACACUUUCAUCGGGGGUGUCAAUAAACAUUCGACCAGCAUCGGAAGGGUGUGGAUCACAGUCAUCUUUAUCUUUCGUGUCAUGAUCCUCGUGGUGGCUGCUCAAGAAGUGUGGGGUGAUGAGCAGGAAGAUUUUGUCUGCAACACUCUGCAGCCAGGAUGCAAAAACGUGUGCUACGACCACUUCUUCCCCAUGUCCCACAUCCGACUGUGGGCAUUGCAACUCAUUUUUGUCUCCACGCCUGCCCUGCUAGUAGCGAUGCAUGUUGCCUACUACAGACAUGAGACCACCCGCAAGUUCAGGCGAGGAGAGAAGAGGAAUGAAUUCAAAGACAUAGAAGACAUUAAAAAACAAAAGGUUCGGAUAGAGGGUUCCCUGUGGUGGACAUACACCAGCAGUAUUUUUUUCAGAAUCAUCUUUGAAGCAUCUUUCAUGUAUGUGUUUUACUUCCUGUACAACGGUUACCACCUGCCCUGGGUAUUGAAAUGUGGGAUUGAUCCUUGCCCCAAUCUGGUUGACUGCUUUAUUUCUAGACCUACUGAAAAGACCGUGUUCACCAUUUUUAUGAUUUCUGCAUCUGUGAUUUGCAUGCUGCUUAAUGUGGCUGAGCUGUGUUACCUGCUGCUAAAAGUGUGUUUUAGGAGAUCAAAGAGAGCACAGACGCAAACAAAUCACCCCAAUCAUGCCUUGAGAGAAAGUAAGCAAAAUGAAAUGAAUGAGCUGAUUUCAGAUAGUGGUCAAAAUGCAAUCACAGGCUUUCCAAGUUAAACAUUUCAAAGUAAAAUGUAGCUGAUUUAUAACAAAAUGUUGUCUUCUCCUGAAGGCAAUGCCAACCUAAAAAUGCCCUCUCUAGGCUGAAGAGUUUCUGUUUAUGAAAGACUUUCGUAAUAAAUAGAUACUUGAAUUAACUUUUUUGUAGAAUAACUGUGCCAUUAACAUGCAACAUAAUCAAACCUGUGGUCCAGCUCUGAAAACUAGAAGAUUGUUGACAACUCUGCCUUAAAGUAACUUUAACAUACUGUGUUAAAGUGGACUAUCUGACAUUGUAGGUGUUCCCUGAAAAUUUAAGUAUGUAACUGUUAUUGAUAAAGAACAUUUAUCUAGAAAUUGGUACUUUUAUUAGUAAAAGAUAUUUUUAUAGGAUUGAAUGUUUUAGUUCUGACUUGAAGUUUAUAUAAAGUAUUUUUAUAACAACUUGUCUUCCUUACCUGGAAAAACAUACAAUGUUAAUUAUGGAAUGAUACCAUAAGUACCUAAAUUUUGAACUUACAAAAGGUCUGUCUUGUACAUAUUGUUUUACGUUGUCUAUUGACAAAUUUAUGAACUAUCAAGAUACUCUGAAGGUGGAAAGUGUUCACUGUACAAUAUAUACUACUUUCUGAACGUAGACACAGCUGUAUGGAAGUAGAAAGCUUUUUAAACUAGCCUAUUUGUCAAUCAUUUUGAAAAACUUAAACAUGAAUGUGAUUGCCUCAAUAAAGAUAAGCCCUAUUCCUUAAGCUUUACCAUGCAU
Messenger RNA from Trichechus manatus latirostris (Florida manatee), 2948 nucleotides. It is a transcript of the gene GJB6, whose product is annotated as gap junction protein beta 6. Gene Ontology annotation, biological process: cell-cell signaling; gap junction-mediated intercellular transport. The record is from RefSeq and is a predicted model, not a curated record. NCBI's taxonomy places the organism in Eukaryota, Metazoa, Chordata, Mammalia, Sirenia, Trichechidae. The transcript is spliced from 3 exons. Gene Ontology annotation, cellular component: connexin complex. Bases 1418 to 2203 code for a protein of 261 amino acids. Gene Ontology annotation, molecular function: gap junction channel activity.